UGUUUGCGUAGCCACGUAUUCCUAGUGAGAGGCAGCAGCCAUUUUGCCCCUUGACCAUCAAACCCGUCCACAUGAGCAUGCAGCAUUUAUCCCUGGGUUAACUCCACCUCAUCAUGAUGCCAUAUAUAUUCUCGACUCCCCUUAGAAGCCCUGGGUCAAUAUUUGACCCUUAGGCUAGGGCCAUGGAACAACUCGUGGAUGGUCAGGAAACGAAUCCAAAUACGUUCUACGCUGCCCAUCCAUCCUCUGGUACUCACCGCGAAUCUAUGACCCCGGCCUUCGAUGGCUCGAAUAAACGAAAGGCUAUACCGGCUAGCGAAGCUUCUAACAAGAGACUGAGAAAGUCUCCCGGUCUACAUGGUGGCCUACAAUGGUGCGGUGGAUUGCCAGGGGAGAUAUGGCAGCGUGUCUUCCUACAGCUUCUGCCAUUCGAUCUCGGUCGCUUGUUACGCGUUAAUGGAGCAUUCAAUUAUUGGCUCACCAAUGUUGAAGCGGAAUCAAAACACACCGAUUCUCCUCAGCUUCCGCGCCUUGCGUCGAGCACAAUAUGGGCACAAUCCAGGGCAAAGCAGUCUUCAAGGAUGCCCAAGCCCAUUCAGCCAGCGUCGGAACAGCGAAUGUGGCAGUUAAUAUGCGGUACAGCCUGCCAAUUCUGUGGACGACGGGAUUCACGAGCCCGUUCGUCGGGGAGUCAUGCUGGAGAUGGAAAGGCGACAAGUGGGACACAUAUCGUCUGGCCAUUCUUGUUGCGGUCCUGCUUAGAUUGCUUGGAGGCGAGAUGUGAAACUGAGGACGAUUUGUUCUUUUCAGAACAGUCCCAUCUCCGAGCCGCUCUACCAUAUCUUCCCGUGGACGACGACCGCAACAUAUUACUAUUCCGCAAUAUCCAUGCGCAGUUGAACGCCAGCCGACCAGGAACUGUCACAAAGUGGUUCUACAAACGCGACGUCAAGAAUUUGGAGGGUGAACUCGCCGAGAAGCUCAAUAGCGUGGGCAAGGCUGCUACGCGGGAUUGGUUUGAAGGGCUGAAACAAACUGCCCGGGAACGAAUUCGCGAGUACAUCGCAUGGGAGACCUGGUUUCAUUUCGAAGGCAAUAAUCUUGCAAAACAGAAGAAGCCAUCGUCUCAUACCUUGGAAGACGAGUUUGUCCCUCUCUCCGGCCGCUCCGUUUCCAAUCCGCCAACAGAUGAUGCAAAUCGGCCGUCGACCUUUGCGUACCCCCCUGCACAUGCAACACAUCCAUUAGCAGACAAACCCUCCAAUGGAAGAAACGAUAUGACCGCCAAAGAAAUGCAAGAGUUGGAAUGGAAACGACUGCAGGAGCCAGUGAGAGCCGAACUAGGGACCAUCGCGGACAACUUUAUAAGAAUGAAUUGGUCCAACGGCUCCCUGGUGAGCAAAGAAAACUGCUCAAAAUUUGCUGCUGAAGUUCUUCUGGGCGUGCGCCGCAACUACUACCAAAAUUCAUCCAGCGGUGGUGGACGAGUAGGGGCAGAAAUGCUGCCCGGCAAGCAAAAGUUAGUGUUGGAGAACAUGAAGUGGGUGUUCGACAACAAGAUCCGCCAGCAUACGGAUCCGCUCCGGAAGGAACUGUUCUUCUGCAGCAGUGAAGGGUGUCGGGGGACGUUCAAACAGUAUGCUUUCGAAGGUGUUAUCCAGCACUUUGGGGCGAGGCAUACUCCCAACUUCCGUGUCGGUGGGACGACGUUGAACUGGCAAGCCGCAGAAUGGCCCGAGGACCCUCCCUUCCAUCCAGACCCCAACUCCUUGAAGUCAAAUCCUGCGUUUUCCGGAUUCUUCCCUCAGCCGCCCGGUUCGGCGUUUGGCUACGGUGGGUAUUCUCGGGCCGCUUCCAUCACGCCUCAUCGAGGCCAGGUUCCAUUCCUUCCCCCGCAGAUGAGUCCGGCCGCAGUUCCACCGGCGCAACUUUCUGGAUCUCCUCAGACUGGUUAUAGACUCCCAGGUGCUCCCGCCGGACAAUAUGGUGGAUUUUCUCCGGCUCCUCCGCUCGGACAGGUGCCCCUUGGAUAUCCCGGACAUGUAUCCGGAUUGCCUGGAUCCGAUGGCGUAGAUGCGUUUACCGCAAACAAUAACUCUCAGUUUCCUCUUGUUAGCGGUCCGCCAAAUACUAACCCGAUGCCAGGUGCAGUGCCAUGGAAUUCCGGGCCCAGUACAUCUCAAUCCAUUCCUGUGUCUAUUCUCGGUCCAGAACACGCCCAUGACCAAAUGGAGCGCGACGCAGAACAUCCCUUUGUCCACCCAGAACCAGUGAGAUCAGCCCAGGAUUCAAGCGCAGCAUAUCCUCUUCUAAGGACCGAGAAUCCACCGAGUACUACUCGAGAUGUUUCUGGUCAUAUAUCCGAAAAGGCGCGCUACGCAUGGGAUAUCAUGGACAGCCCCGCUAUCCCUUUGUCUGUCCGGAUGUUUGUCGCUAUUUAUCAUGCAUUGUCAAGUUUGCUUACUGAUGCGGCCGUUUUGGAAGUCUUGUAUGAUGUUGUGAACAAGCAUGGGCUGAUGCAUCCCUUAAAGCUGGCUGGACCUCUUUCCUGCCGAAGCUGCGUGACUGUCGGGGACCGUUCUGGUCGGCCCGCAAGUGGCCCUCAUGCCGAACGUCAAUUUUCCACCUUUUCUGCUCUGUUGUCGCACUUUAGGGACGAACAUACCCGCCCCGGAUCAUAUGCGAACUUCCCGGCGUGGCUGAUUGAUAUGAUUGCAUUGCCGGAAGCCGCCGUGCUGGUCUAUAUUCACGACCAUCCAAGCAUGACGGUGAGGGCUCGCAAACUCCUCCGCGAGGCUUUCCCGACGGUCUUCAAGCAACAUGCUCCGGAGACACGAUCACCUAGCACUACCAGUGGACUCUCCACCCUGGAACGUAAGGCACCGGUUCCUGGGCAGCGUGAUAGGACCCUGCAGCAUCUUCGGGCGGAGAGUCCUCAUUCGGACUCCAUGCCGAAGAUUAAGAGCGAAGGCUCGGCCAGUUAUGCUGCGACACCAUAUGACACUCCGGCAUCGAUCCCCGCUCGAGUUCUUCCUAGAAGGAGAUCGCCCAUGGACAUUGAACAUGGAUUGCACCACGGAACGACACCUAGAUCGUACCAAAUUCUUCCUGAGGGACAGGGCGAAUGGAUCCAGGACGAUGGGCGCCCAGCAGACCGUUACGAGGAACCGUUAUCUUCCACAGUCGAUCAUUAUCGUGCGCGACCGGAUGCAUAUGAAAGGGUGCAUUAUGAACAAGCAGGAGCAAGGGUAUUUUACCGUGAUGGCGUAAGGUAUGAACGAGUUCCACGGUACGAAGGAGCCAGAGUGGAAGACGACUACGACAUCUUCCUUGAUGAUUACCCUUCCGGUCGUCCUAUUGGCGCGAGAUCAUCCUAUCGUGACAGUUAUCCAGCCUCUGCCCAAGAAGGAUAUUUUGAACCAGGGCUGCGCGAGGUUAAUGCACCAGGACACUCGGAACCAGUCUACAUUACCGAUCCAUAUGGACCAGAAUUUCGUCCCAGACAACGACUCAGCACCGGCGUGGAACCAGUGGAACCAGUGGACGACCCUUAUGAUCGAGAUACCAGAUAUGCUCGUUACCGCUCUAGCCGCGAGGCCGGACGAGCGCGCCAUGCCUAUCAUACAGGCCAAGGACGGCGCCCACCACACAUCACCGGUGGCCGACCGAUACCUGCGAGACAGAAAUACGUGCGAUACGCUGCGCAGAGGGAGCUUUUGACCAAGGAGCCAUCUCUUCCCCCUCCUGGAUACCGAGCCGAGCCCCCGAGGCCGGGGGAUUACCGAGAGUCGAGUACCGGCCCACCGCGACAUGCACCGGGACCUAGAUAUCUGCCCCACGAAGACCGACGGUCGAUCGAGCCCGACCACGAGCAAGAUGCGCACCCCGCCCGGCAACACAUGUAUCGAGACGAGCUUCAUCCCGACGAAGUGGAUGCCGAGUUCGUCCGAUAUCGAGAACUACCCCGAGGGCCGGAUACGGAGUAUUACGAUGACCCGCCGAGCGCUAACCGUGCGGGAGAACGCGCCCUACCGCGAUAUUACGAUGUCGUGGAAGCGCCAUACGAAGGCCCUCGGCGGAGUUCGCAGCUGGGCUCGGAACGGGAAGCCCGGCAGCAGGACGCCGUGGCGGGGCCUCAGGAGGAGCUUUUGCCGCCAGCAAGAGCUCCGGGAUACGUUGAGCCGCCGAGUUGAAGCUGUGGAGAUCACUGGUAGUGGAGGAUGUGGAAUAGACUCUAUUGUAUCUCCUAGAUCAGACGCUGGUGAUAUCUAAGC
Eremomyces bilateralis CBS 781.70 is the source of this 4274-nucleotide messenger RNA. RefSeq lists its product as uncharacterized. Lineage: Eukaryota; Fungi; Ascomycota; Dothideomycetes; Eremomycetales; Eremomycetaceae. The transcript is spliced from 2 exons. The record is from RefSeq and is a predicted model, not a curated record. Bases 183 to 4193 code for a protein of 1336 amino acids.